Molecule: messenger RNA, 1429 nt
Organism: Brassicogethes aeneus
Lineage: Eukaryota; Metazoa; Arthropoda; Insecta; Coleoptera; Nitidulidae
Source: the annotation of a GenBank genome assembly
GUUACAAACCGUCAUGAGAAACAUUAUAAUAAUCCUCGUGCUCGAACUGCUGGCAGUAUGGGCUGGCGAGCCCAACUUGUGUUGCCCUUCUGGGCAAGAAACCUUGGUGGAGCAAAAAAUAUGCGAAAGUGGCAUACCGAUGACUUUACAGUGCGAAAAUGGAACCGAGGGCGAAGAUUAUGUGUUUCUCGUUCAUAUACCGAAAGUACAUUUAGGAAACUAUACAUUUGAUGAUAAAAAGGACAUGAUGUCGGACAUGGGAUCCAUAUCAAAAGAUCAGUAUUGCAUUCAGGAAGCCUAUGGUGAAGAAUAUGUUGUAUAUUGCACCGCUUUAUACGUAGAAGAAACAUACACUACUGUAAUAAAUGUCAUAACUUUAACAACUUCAACAUUUUUUUUGAUUUUAACCAUUGUUGUGUAUUUUAUAGUACCUAACUUAUUGGACCUACAGGGAAUAUGCAUCGUUAAUGCAUUGGGUGGUCUGGCCUUUUCCUUUACUUUUUUGGUGAUAGUAAACCUAUUCACUUUGGAGCAAGGUUUGUGCGAGUUUCUCGCAUUCGGAAUAUACUAUGCGUUCAUGUACAGCUUUUUUUGGCUGAAUACACUCACAUUCCACAUCUGGAGGACCACAAUAAAUCCCAAAGUGUUCGAUGGUGUUAAAGUUAAUUGUUGGAAAAUGAUUUAUCUCGUUUACGGAAUUGGGGGAUCUCUAGUCUUGUUAGUUAUUUUGCUGAAUUUAAAUUAUCUGGAAGCAUUUAAGGGUAACGAUCUUCAUCCUGAUAUUGGUAAUGGGACAUGCUGGUUCCAAACCGUGGAAAUUACGUUUAUUUAUUUCCACACCCCAAUGCUUAUUAUUUUGGGUAUCAAUUUAUUCUUAUUUAUUUGGACAAUUGUAUUUUUGUGGAAAUAUGUCGCCGCAAAUAGUCCUGAUUUUUCCGUACAAAAAUACAGGUUAAAAAUGUGCAUAAAAUUAUUCUUCGUGAUGGGAAUUUCAUGGCUGUUCGAAUUUUUAAGCGUAUUCGCAAAAUAUAAGCAGCUAACCGUGCUGAAGCACAUAUUAAUUAUAACGGACAUAAUCAACGGCCUGAUGGGACUUAUAAUAUUCCUGAUUUUGGUCGUCUUCAGAAAGAGGGUGAUCCGGGGUCUUGCGGAAAGAUCUGUGUGCAAUUACAGAUUGCCAUCCACCUGGAGAAGACAAACUGACAGUGAAAUCGACGAGAGCCCUGACGAGUACACGCUAACAUAAAUUUAAAAAAAAAGAAAUGCAAAAGUUUUAACAUUGACCUUCACAUUUAAGGCAGCUUGCGAAUUUGGAGACGUACCAAAGAACCUUGGAUAUUGGUGAAUGCCAAAGAGAUUUUAAGAUGAAUAAUAAUAUUAUAUAUGUAAUUGUUAUGUUGAAUUUACUAUGCAAAUAAAGUAUUAUAAG